GAGACAGACAUUUUGGUGUGUCUCACAGAAAAAUGAGAAGUCAGGUAAAGGGUGGAGGUGUAUGACUUCAUCUUUUUCUUUUUUUUAUCUUCAGGUAAGCCGCAUUUAAGGAAGUUGCCUAGUAAUAAAUACACAUUCCAUACAAGCAAGUUCUCUUUCACACAAACACACCCCUUUACAGAUGUCUACAGUCCUCAGUCUAAGUUUGACAACACUUUAUGGUUGAUCUGACAUAAGUCUUGGUCUCCUGAAGUCCAAUGAAGAAACAUGGAUAAUAAAAAGACGGUGCAUUUUCCUCAGCUCAGUAAUGAAAUGCAGCUGAAUCUCAUGGACAUGGUGAAGUCGGGGAAACUGAGUAUCGAUGAAGCUGUAAAUCAGGCAAGAAGUGGCACGAUACAGAUGCAGAGGAACUUAGACCUCGAGGAAGAACAGCCGUCACAGUAUAACUUCAGUGUUCGCAAGUUCAACCGCUACAUAUGGCAGAAACGAGUGCUGCAGAUUGAUUUCAGCACAAACCUAAUGUGCAGCAUCGAGAAAGGCAUUGUGAAACGGCAGCUCCUGUUUUCUGAUGUGAAAAACUGCCAUGAAGCUACAGGUACCAGGUUCUCCAUUUCGUUCAGAGGUCGGCCUGACUAUGAACUGGAAGCGGCAUCUUUAGAGGACAAGCAGAAGAUCAUGCUGCUGGUAAAUCAGAUCAUCUACAGUAACAUAUACAGCCCUCCUGUGAACGGCUCUGUUGAAAGGAAAACCUCACACUUAUCUCCAGACAACCUCAAAGAGGGUCAGCUUUUACUCCAGAGAGGAGGACUGGCAUCAUUCAAAUGGAAAAAAUAUGAAGCUCAUCUUCAGACUGGUCAGCUGACCUUGUGGUCUGUUGCUCAGCAAUCUGCCAGCAGUGAUGCAGAUGAGUUUGCUUCAUCCAGCGAGACUAUCUGGAAUCUCUCCGACAUUUACGACAGUGUGGGUGAUAACAGGUGUGCUGGAGGUGAUGGGACAGCUGUUAUCAUCCAUCUCUCAGACGGUAAAGUCAGGGUGGAGUCCUUCUGCACCACCGACACCUUCAUGCUGAUCAACGACAAGAAUGACUUCCUGUUCCGAAUACCAAGAAGCGACCAUAUGACUUCAGAGGCAAUAAAAUAUGAGCGAGACGCCUGGGUAAAAGCAAUCAGACAAAUAUGUGUGGACUGGAAACGAAAGUCACAACAUGAAAACUUCUACGAAGCCCCUGAAACUGCUCUCACUGACGAUACAAAGUCAGAAAGUAAGACACAGAACAACCUCAUGCCGCUCACACCUCCACCGGUGCCACCUUCAGCAAGACCACGCUUGCCCAAAACAUCCCCAGCUGAGCCUGUAGUAUAA
This is a messenger RNA of Megalobrama amblycephala (Wuchang bream), 1362 nucleotides long. RefSeq lists its product as uncharacterized. The transcript has 7 exons. NCBI's taxonomy places the organism in Eukaryota, Metazoa, Chordata, Actinopteri, Cypriniformes, Xenocyprididae. The record is from RefSeq and is a predicted model, not a curated record. The coding region runs from base 268 to 1362 and encodes 364 amino acids.